CGAAGUGCCACCAACGUCGAUUCUUGCCCCAAUCGACUCCGGUCGAGGAAAAUGGGAUCUCGCCAUAUAUUACAUGCCAUAAACCGAAGUCAGGGCCAGACGUUCACACUCAUCCUUUGCAUGCCAGCAUUACGGCCCAUUGUACAGGCAUACACUGUUUUUGGUCGGCUAUGAGCCUCAAAUAUCUAAGUAAAGCCUUUCAUCGAUUUUGGGGAGCAGAAAUGAGGUGCAAGUGAUUCAUUCUGGAUCUGCGAGGAAACAGGAUGCAUGUGUGUUCCAAGCCGUGGUUUUUUU
Mycena citricolor is the source of this 294-nucleotide messenger RNA. Lineage: Eukaryota; Fungi; Basidiomycota; Agaricomycetes; Agaricales; Mycenaceae. The record is from the annotation of a GenBank genome assembly.